AUGAAGGCCAUGCAGGUGAUUUCCCUGACUCUGCUGUCUGUCCUGGCAGCCAGCGCUCAGAUCUUCAAGUUCGGCAAAUGUCCCAAACCUGACGUUCAGGCCAACUUUGAUGCAACCAGGUACGUGGGUAGGUGGUAUGAGAUCAUGAAGCUCCCAACAGCCUUCCAGAAAGGCGAGUGCGGCACCGCCACCUACAGCCUGAAGAGCCCAGGAGUCGUCGGGGUCCUGAACAGGGAGCUGCUAAACGACGGAACCACUAAUGCUAUCGCCGGUUCUGCCAAGGCUAAGAACCCCGCCGAGCCUGCCAAGCUGGAGGUCUCCUUCUUUGAAAAUUCCCCCCCCGGUCCCUACUGGGUGCUCUCCACUGAUUACGAGGGUCACUCUCUGGUCUACGGCUGCAGCGACUUCGGCCUGUUCCGCAUGGAGUUCUCCUGGAUCCUGAGCAGGGAGCCCACCCUGUCUGAGGAGGCCGUCGAGGAGCUGCACAGCAUCCUGUCCUCCAUCGGAGUCAACGUGGCCAAGAUGGCCUCCACCGACCAGGACGCAGAGUAUUGCAGCGCCAUGAUCCAGUAG
Messenger RNA from Hippoglossus stenolepis (Pacific halibut), 573 nucleotides. It is a transcript of the gene apoda.2, whose product is annotated as apolipoprotein Da, duplicate 2. NCBI's taxonomy places the organism in Eukaryota, Metazoa, Chordata, Actinopteri, Pleuronectiformes, Pleuronectidae. Gene Ontology annotation, molecular function: lipid binding. The transcript is spliced from 4 exons. The record is from RefSeq and is a predicted model, not a curated record. The coding region runs from base 1 to 573 and encodes 190 amino acids. Gene Ontology annotation, biological process: brain development; tissue regeneration; lipid transport.